Messenger RNA from Solanum pennellii, 851 nucleotides. Its product is annotated as cysteine-rich repeat secretory protein 38. The record is from RefSeq and is a predicted model, not a curated record. Bases 23 to 745 code for a protein of 240 amino acids. The transcript has a single exon. NCBI's taxonomy places the organism in Eukaryota, Viridiplantae, Streptophyta, Magnoliopsida, Solanales, Solanaceae.
UCAUAUUUUUUUUGAUCAAAAUAUGUCUUCCUCAAAAUUAAUCUCUUGUCUAUUUUUCCUUUCAUCCAUUGCAAUAGUGAUAUCCACAGAUCCAUUAUUCCAUUUUUGUUCAAACCAUGAAAAUUUCACAGCCAAUAGUUACUAUGCACAAAAUUUAAAAAAUCUCUUAGGUGAUCUCUACUUGAAAACACCUCCAACAGGGUUCUCAACAAGCUCAAUUGGGCAAAAUCAUGAUCAAACAAAUGGACUUUCUCUAUGUCGCGGCGAUGUUACAAGCAACAAUUGCAAGUCUUGUGUAUUAGAUGCUAGUGAAGAACUUGGAAAACGUUGUCCUUACGAUAAAGAAGCUAUAAUAUGGUAUGAUAAUUGUCUCUUGAAAUAUUCUGAUAAAGAUUUCUUAGGAAAUAUCGAUAACACGUACAAGUUUUACAUGUGGAAUGUUCGCGUUGUGAGUAAUCCUGAAUAUUUCAAUGCAAAAACUAAGGAAUUGUUGGGAAGCUUGAGUGAAAAUGCUUAUAAAACGACGAAUUUGUAUGCAAUUGGAGAAAUGGAGAUUGAAGAAAAUAAGAAAUUGUAUGGAUUGGUUCAAUGUACAAGAGAUCUUUCAAAUGAGGAUUGUAAGAAGUGUGUUGAUGGUAUUAUUAAUGAAAUUCCAAGUUGUUGUGAUGGAAAAGAAGGUGGAAGAGUUGUUAGUGGAAGUUGUAACUUUAGAUAUGAAAUAUACCCUUUUGUUAAUAUUCCUUAGAACUUAGAAACUAUAUGAUAUAUGUUAUAAUAUGUAACUAAAAUUCCUAUAUUGAUAUAAUUUGAGUAUGUUUGGUGAAUAAAGAAUGGACAAUUAUGUUUUUCUA